Messenger RNA from Pogoniulus pusillus (Red-fronted tinkerbird), 6244 nucleotides. Its product is annotated as cullin-9-like. Gene Ontology annotation, molecular function: ubiquitin protein ligase binding. Gene Ontology annotation, biological process: ubiquitin-dependent protein catabolic process. The record is from RefSeq and is a predicted model, not a curated record. The transcript has 30 exons. Lineage: Eukaryota; Metazoa; Chordata; Aves; Piciformes; Lybiidae. The coding region runs from base 126 to 5948 and encodes 1940 amino acids.
CGCCGGGAGUGGCUCUGUCCGGGCCUGGGGUGCCCUGCGAGGGCCUCCAGCCUGGGGUGGUCCCGGGCCUCUUUUUGAGCAGCCCUGCAGGAAGCCUCUGUACCGGACCGCGAGGCUCCUCUGUCAUGGUGAACGAGAGGCACAAUGGCAACCUGCUUGUGCAGCUGGGCCCCAGCCUGCAGGCCUGCCCGCAGGAGCUGCUGCGGCAGCGGCGGGGCCGCGACGGCCAGCCCGAGUACCUGAUCCAGUGGAGCGUAGUCAGCUUGGAAGAGAGAGCAGCAGAAGGAAGCAGCACCUCCUCCACAGAGAGCAAGCCAGAGAAGAUCUCGCUGUGGAUGUCUGCAGAAGAGGUCUGUGCCAGCUGCCCGGCGUUGCUGGGCAAGAGGAAGCUGGCAGGGCAGUGGGUGGAGGAGGCGGCGGCCUGCCCGCUGGCUGCAGAUGUGCCGGGGGACCAGGAGUGGCUGCUGGAGAUGAAGGCUGAUGUCAGGAGCCUGGUGCGGCGAGCUGGCCGGCAGAUGGCCGAGACCGGCGCCCCCGAGGCCUCCAUCCUCAACACCGUCCACGUGCUGAGCGCCUACGCCAGCAUCGGCUCGCUGGCAGAGGCCUUCAGGGAGGCAGGGGCCCUUGACCUGCUGAUGAAGAUGCUGUGCCACCAGGAGAAGGAGAUCCGCCACAGUGCCGGCAAGAUGCUGAGGGCCCUGGCUUCACACGAUGCAGGGAGCUGGGCCUAUGUCCUGCUCUCCCUGAGCCAGCAGGAGGGCAUUGAGCAGCACAUGGACUUUGAGAGUCGCUACACCUUGCUGGAGCUGUUUGCGGAGACAACAUCCUCUGAGGAGCACUGCAUGUCCUUUGAGGGGAUUCACCUUCCCCAGAUCCCUGGGAAGCUGCUGUUCGUCCUGGUGAAGCGCUACCUGUGUGUGACGUCUCUCUUGGACGAGCUCGGCAGCGGCACGGAGCAGGGUGGGGAGCAGCAGCAGCAGGGUGGCGCCGUGGCCAGCCCGGUCCCGGAGGAGAGGAGCCGUCUGAAGCAGGAGUUCGAGCUCAACAUGGCCAUGGCCAGCCUCAUCCUGGAGCUGGCGCAUGCGGUGGGCCGGGAGCAGGGGCAGCGGCCAGAGCCGCCGCCGCGGCCUGUCGCCGCACACUGCAUUUUCCAGCGCGGGGCCGCCACCGCCCCACCACGGACGCCCAGCGCCUGCAGGCCACGCUCGGCCCCCUCGAGCCGCAGCGGCUGUGCCGAGCACGUGCGGGCGCACACGGGCCACGAGGGCCCCUUCUGUCGGAGCCGCGAGGGCACGGCGCACGCGCAGGUGUACGGGCGCGGCCUGGGCUCCGCCUGCCGUGUUCACUGGCCCACGCUGGAGAUGGUCUGCGCCGAGCGGCGGGAGGAGACGUCUGCUGUGCCGUGCGACCGCGGACCGGCAGCAGCUGCGCGGCCGUUGUCGUGCGAGGCCUCCGGGGGGCUGCAGUCCCUGCCUGCCGUGCGGGAGCAGCGCAGCAGGGCUGCAGAGGCGCUGAGCCGUGCGGAGUGGUGGGAGCUGCUCUUCUUUGUGAAGAAGCUGGAAGCAGAGGAGCAGAAGGAGCUCAUCAGCCUCAUCCAGCAGGAGCAGGGAGAGCAGCUGUUGGAGGUAGAUGAAGAAGGUCUGCUCCAGCUGUCAGUCCCUGCAGAGCUGGCCCAGAAGGUGCUGCAGGAGGUGGAGAAGCGGUGCCAGGGCAGCACUCGGUGUGACCUGCGUGGCUCCCACAUCUACACCAAAUACUUGCUCGGUAGGGGAGCUGAGCAGGACGGUGCAGGGAGCACCGCGAUGUCCUCCGAAGGCGCCGUCUCUGGGAGCCUUGUCCCUGAAGCCACAGUGGCCAAGGCAGCAGAGAACCUCUCUGCAGCAAAGGAGACCCUUUCUGCAGCCGCGGGGCCACCCCGAGCCCCUGCUGCAGCGGCCAAGUCGGAUGCGCAGCUGUUCAGCGAGCUCCUGGAGAGGGAAGGGCUGCUCUUGCCAGAGGUGACCGAGGAGCGAAGCAGAGUGCUGGGCAGCUGCAAGGGCGUGAGCGAGAGGAGCUCGCUGGCCCAGGUGGCAGCCCUGGUGGACAUGGUGCAGAGCAGGAGCUCGGAGGUAGGGCUGUGCUUAGAUGGGCUGAAGGACAUGCUGAAGUUGCUGGAGGAGGAGCCUGAGCAGCAAGCGGGCGAAGUGCAGGAUGUGCUGGUGACCAGGAGCGUUGGGGGGAAGGUGGUGAAGGUGGCAGUGGAGCUGCUGAGCAGCGAGGAGGCAGAGAAGGCGCUGGUGGUGGUGACGCUGCGGCUGCUGGCCAUGCUGCUGGCCAAGCACGACUGGCGGGUGGCGUUCGGCACGGAGGGCGGCGUGCGAGCCGUGCUGGCCUGCAUGCGGCGGCACAGCUGCUCUGCCCUGGUGCAGCAGGCAGGCCUGGCGGCCCUGAAGGUGCUGGUUGGCGCCGAGGGCGGCAGCCCGGGAGGCGCUGGUGGGAAGCCCUCGUCCCUGAGCCACGGCGACGCGCAGAUGAUGAGGGAGAUCUUUGCCAGCAUCGGCUCUGCCUGCGGCGAGAGCUCGGCGAGCCUGCUGAGCGCCAUCCCUGCUGCCAUGAGCACCAUGCAGAGGGUGCCAGGGGGCUCGUCUGGCGUCCAGAACGGGCUGCUGGUGGUGCAGAUGCUGCUGGAGGAGCACCGGGGCCUGGCGGAGCAGCUGUGGGGCUGCGACCUGCCCGGGGUGCUGCAGAGCUGCUGGCGGGACGGGCAGGGCAGCGACUGCCCCGACGCGGCGCUGGCCCUCGGCGUGAUGAACCGCCUGGCGGAGCGGCAGCUGCCCCCGGGCACGGCAGGCAGAGAGGCCCCUCUGGAGCUGGGGGAGCUGCAGCUGCUGCUGGGUGGCCUGGGGGACGGUGUCUGGUCGAAGGACGUGGUGGUGGCCCUGGAGCGGCAGCUGUGCGGUGCCGGCAGCGUCCCCUCCGGGCAGGUGUGGCAGCUGCUGCGGGAGCACAGAAGCUUCAGGCUGCUGCUGCGCAGCCUGGAGCUGCUGGGAGCAGAGAAGGCUGUGAGCCUGGGCGUCCUCAGGAUCCUGAACAAGCUGCUGGCCAGUUACCAGGAGGAUGUGCUGCCGUGGCACGAGUGCGUGGAGCCCUGUUUGUCCUCCCUGAGUGCCCACAGCAGUGACCAGGAGCUGCCUGCUGGCCAGGUCCUGCAGGAGGUGGUUGGCUUCCUGCACGGCCUGGCCAGCGCCAGCAGGGACUGCGCGGUGGUGAUGUGCAGUGCGGGCACCCACCUGGCCCUGAGCAAAGCCCUGGCCAAGCACAGCACGGUGCCGCCGCUGGCGCCGGCCCUGCUGGCCCUGCUGACCGACUGCGAGAAGCUCGCCAGGCUCUGCAGGAGGCUGAGCAGCAGCAUCCUGGCCGGCUGCAUGCAGCUGGUCCUGGGGCAGAUCGAGGAGCACCGCCGGAGCCAGCAGCCCAUCAGCAUCCCCUUCUUCGACGUGUUCCUGCGCAGCCUGUGCCGAGGCUCCAGCGUGGAGGUGAAGGAGGAGAAGUGCUGGGAGAAGGUGGAGGUCUCCUCCAACCCUCACCGUGCCAGCAAGCUCACGGACAGGAACCCCAAGACGUACUGGGAGUCCAACGGCAGCACAGGCUCCCACUUCAUCACUGUCCACAUGCAGCGUGGGGUGGUGGUCAGGGAGAUGAGCAUGCUGGUGGCCAGCGAGGACUCCAGCUACAUGCCGGCGCGUGUGGUGGUGCUGGGAGGAGACAGCCCUGCCAGCGUCCGGACGGAGCUCAACUCGGUGACAGUUCUGCCCUCGGACAGCAGAGUGAUCCUGCUGGAGAACGUGUCCCAGUUCUGGCCUGUCAUCCAGAUCCGAGUGAAGCGGUGCCAGCAGGGCGGCAUCGACACUCGUGUGCGUGGCAUCGAGGUGCUGGGUCCCAAGCCCACUCUCUGGCCCAUCUUCAGGGAGCAGCUGUGCCGGCGGACGUUCCUCUCCUGCACUGCUCUGGCACAUGCCUGGUGCCAGGAGAUCAGCCGAGACCGGGGGCAGCUGCUGCAGCUCUUUGGCAAGCUGAACCGAGUGCUGCAGCACGAGCAGAGCUUCGCCGAGCGCUUCCUUCCUGAGGAUGAGGUGGCCCAGGCCUUGGGCAGGACGUGCUGGGAGGCCCUGGUGAAGCCCUUGGUGCAGAGCAUCACCAGCCCAGACCCCAGCGGCAGCAGCCCCCUGGCCUGGCUGCUGACUGAGUACCUGGAGAGCGUGGAGUGGCCUGGCCCUGCCAGCAGCCGCGGUGCCGCCUUCGGGUGCCGCGUGCGGCGCCUGACCCAGCUCCUGGUGCACGUGGACCCGGACGGCCCGGACCCGGGGGAGGCCAGAGCAGCUGGUGGGAAGGAGGGCAAGGACAAGGAGGUGCCUGCCAGCACUGCCAGGGCAGCGGUGGAGAAGUCAGGCAGCCUGUGGGGCAUCUCACAGUGUUGGCAUGGGGUGGUGCAGCAGCAGGUGCAGCGGUUCCUGGAGCUGGCAGGGCAGGCGCCAGACCUGGUGGAGCGCUACUGCCAGCUGUACCAGCGCCUGCGCCGAGCCACGGAGGAGCUCUUCGGGCAGCAGGCCUCCUUCCUGCUGGCCCUGGGCCAGGGCUUCGCGGGGGCUUUGGUGCAGCUGCCCUUCCUCGCUGCCCUGCACGUCAGCGAGCAGUUUGCCCGCUACCUGGAUGGGCUCGUCCAGGAGCUCUGCGGGGCUGCAGGCAGCCUGGGGCCACCACAGCGACUGCAGCAGAUCCUGGAGCCCUUCGUCGCCAUCGGCGGCCUGGAGCUUGCCCACACCUUCGAGCACUUCUACCGGCACUACCUGGAGGACAGGCUGCUGGCGCAAGGAGCAUCCUGGCUGGAAGGAGCCAUCGUGGAGCAGCUUGGGCUGUGCUUCCCCAGCCGCUUCCCCCAGCAGAUGCUGAGCAACUUGGCCCAGUCGGAGGAGCUCCAGCAGCAGUUUCGCCUCUUCCGGCUGCAGGAGCAGGACAAGCAGCUGCUGGAGCUGGCCCCGAGCCUGGAUGGGGCAGCGGGGACAGGCUCGGUGGCAGACGUGCCAGAGGUGAAGGUGCUGACCUUGUCCCCGCGCUGCUGGCCUGUGUCCCCGCUCUGCCACAUGGACGAGCCUGGCAGGUUCUUCUCGGCAGCGCUGAGCUCCCCCCUGGACGAGUUUGCCACCUUCUGCAGGCACAGCCAGGCCUGGCUGGGCUGGGAGUGCACCAAGCCCCGGCGGCUGCAGUGGACGUGGCUGGGCCACGCUGAAGUGCAAUUUGGAGACUGCAUCCUCCAUGUGUCCACGCUGCAGAUGUACAUCCUGCUGUGCUUCAACAGUGCCCAGGAGGUGGCUGUGGAGACCCUGCUGCAGGCCACAGGGCUCCCUGCUGACCUGGUGCACCAUGCCCUGGCACCACUGACCCACAGUGAUGGCAUCCUGGUGGGGAGCUGCACGCCAGGAGCUCCAGGUGUGCUGCGGCUGAAGCCGGAGGCUCUGGCCCAUGCCUCUGGCCCCCACCUGAGGCUGCUGCCCCAGCAGAGGUACCUACAGUCAGAGAGGGCUGAUACCAGUGUCCUGGAAAGGAAGAGGAACGUCCUCUGCUGCCUCAUCACCCGCAUCCUCAAGGUGGAGAAGCAGCUCCACAUUGACAACCUGGUGUUCAGGGUGACCGAUGCCUGUCGGAAGGGGGAGCUGGGGCCAGGGCUGCAGUUCCUGAGCUUCUGCUGCCACAGUGUGGAUGUGCUGUCCUGUAUCCUGCACCUGCUGCACCAGGGUUACAUCCGGCGCCAGGAGGAGAAGCCUCACGUCCUGGAGUACAUCUCUGCUGAGCCUACAACACCCCCAACUUCCCAGGUCCAGCCUCAGCUUGCCUUCCAGACGGUAGAGAUAAAGACAGCAGCAAGCCUGGCCUGUGCUGAAAGGAGAGAGACUUUUUCCACCUUCAGGUAGAUCAGGCCCUGGCUGGGCUAGGAGGACACAGGCUGAGUCCUCUCCAGUCUGUCUCUUCUGAGUGCUUGUGGCUGUUGGGUUAAACGAGUCCCCAUUUGUGCCUGCUGCAGAGAUGAGCUGGCCCCUGGCUAAGAGAUUGCCUGGCCGGAGGCCGGCCGUGGUUUGCCCGGGGCCGUGCCCUGGGGCAGGGCUGGACAGACAGACUGCAGCCAGGUCUGAGCUCUACUGGUACCAGCAUUAAUUUAUUAAAAUUAAGCCUGAAAAGUAACCGUACAAUAAAGUUAAAAAAAAUAGAA